GCUAAACCUCGCUCCCUUUUCAUGACUAUAUAGACGAUAAUUUUGUGCUCGAACUUCACCAAUCACUUGCAGUUCUUCGCUAAAGUCUGUUCAAGUGAUUGGUCCCUCACACUUCCCUCGGUGACGAAAAAGUGAAGUGUGAGGUGCCCCCUCCCCCCUGGUGAACUGCUAAUAUCUAGGCUCUUCUCUAAAAAAGAUCAAAACCAGGCCCUAUGAAAGUCCGAAAGGAUGAAUGUGCGCGGCUGAGUUUGGCUUCACCUCGAAGGUGUUUCGUUUUUGAUGUUUUGCGGUGUCAGGCUAUCAAGGGUGAGGGUUCGAGUGUUGUGAAUUGGGGGGGGAAUUGUUUUUGCUGACUCAAGGAAUGGAAUGUGCGGAAAGUCACGCAUUCGAAUGACGAAAGGGGGAAUAGUCUUUCAUUUUUGCGUGUUGACAGUUCAACUACGGUGGAUCUUCGGCUCUGGUCUCAGAGAUAUAUCGCCAUCAUUAACGUCUUCCCGCUCGCCAGCUGGUCUGGCGCAAUCGUGGCCGUUAGCAGACCAGCUGGCAAAAACUCGUGGCUUUCCAUCAGAAAGUUCCACCACUGUACUCCCUCUUCUCGCCUGCUACUUGUAGCCAGGCAGUGGCGUUCAUUAGACUGUCCACGCCCUCACCCCUUACUUUCGCCGGCCUUGUGCUAGCAAUCAUCUUCGACGAACAAACAUCAAACAUUUAGAGACGGGUGGUUGCCCCACCCAACAUAUCAAUCUUCGGAUUGGUAUCCAGUCGGUGCUCAACUGAGAAGGUUGCACCGCGACAAUUUUUUUUGGUUAUGCUGUAAGUAUGUGUUUAAGAGUGCGGUAGCAUUGUUAA
Molecule: messenger RNA, 849 nt
Organism: Neohortaea acidophila
Lineage: Eukaryota; Fungi; Ascomycota; Dothideomycetes; Mycosphaerellales; Teratosphaeriaceae
Exons: 1
Coding region: 367-612 (81 amino acids)
Source: RefSeq, a predicted model, not a curated record